AUGGCAAGCCUUCACAAACUCAAACGUCAACGGGUUGAUUUGACUGGAAGUGAAAAAGGGAAGAUUUGUGAAGUUCACCAGAAGCAUCCAGAAUUGAAACAUGAGGAACUUGCAAAAUACAUGGUUGAAUAUCAUGAGUUCAGAUUGGUGAGUCGGUCAACCAUCUCCAAACUCCAUGAUGAGCAGCAGAAGUGGUUGAAAGUGGACUCAAAGUUGCCAGAAGGAAGUAGCAGGAGAUCCCGAGAACCCAAGUGGCCAGAAUUUGCGAAAGCUCUGCCAACGUGGUUUGGCCAAGUAAGAGAAAUGAAAGGAACAUUGAGUGAUGUGCUCUUACGAAAGGCACAUGAGUUCCGAAGAUUAAUUGAUAUUUCAGAGCGUGAUUUCAAGCUUUCCAAUGGAUGGCUUGCCAGAUUCAAAGCAAGGUAUGGGAUAGCGGCUUACCGUGACUUUCAUGGAGAAUCUACAGAUGCAGUUGCCCCAGGUGCGGCAAUCACGAUAUUUAAGUUGCCCGAUUUCGUCAAUUGCCAUAAUGAAGCCGUCGAGGUUGAUUACAUUGGCUGA
Physcomitrium patens is the source of this 561-nucleotide messenger RNA. RefSeq lists its product as uncharacterized. Gene Ontology annotation, molecular function: DNA binding. Gene Ontology annotation, cellular component: nucleus. The record is from RefSeq and is a predicted model, not a curated record. Lineage: Eukaryota; Viridiplantae; Streptophyta; Bryopsida; Funariales; Funariaceae.